Molecule: messenger RNA, 2694 nt
Organism: Colossoma macropomum (tambaqui)
Lineage: Eukaryota; Metazoa; Chordata; Actinopteri; Characiformes; Serrasalmidae
Product: calcium-binding mitochondrial carrier protein Aralar2
Exons: 18
Coding region: 50-2062 (670 amino acids)
Biological process (GO): L-glutamate transmembrane transport; aspartate transmembrane transport; malate-aspartate shuttle
Molecular function (GO): L-glutamate transmembrane transporter activity; L-aspartate transmembrane transporter activity; calcium ion binding
Source: RefSeq, a predicted model, not a curated record
CACGCGUAUAGGAAGUCAUCCUGUUGCUAUAGCUGCGCGCUAGCUGAGCAUGGCAGCGAAGGUAGUUGUAAAGAGGGCUGACCCUGCCGAGCUCAGAUCCAUUUUCCUGAAGUAUGCCAGUGUUGAGAAAAAUGGUGAACACUACAUGUCUCCAGAGGACUUUGUGUCCAAGUUUCUCCAUGCUCACACAGACAUAAAACUGUCUGAAGAGGCCACAGCUCUGCUGGCAGGUGUUGUGAACCAGACCAAAAAUGGGCUUAUCUCCUUUCAGGAGUUUGUGGCCUUUGAGUCCGUGCUGUGCGCUCCAGAUGCCCUCUUCAUGGUCGCCUUCCAGCUCUUUGACAAAACUGGCAACGGCGUGGCCACCUUCGAGGAUGUAAAACAAGUGUUUGGACAGACUACUAUCCAUCAGCACAUCCCCUUCAACUGGAACUCGGAGUUUGUUCAACUUCAUUUUGGCAAAGAAAGGAAGAAACACCUGAACUAUGGGGAGUUCACCCAGUUCCUGCUGGAGAUGCAGCUGGAGCAUGCCAGACAGGCGUUUGCACAGAGGGACAAAGCCAGGACUGGAACCAUCACCGCUCUGGACUUCAGGGACAUCAUGGUCACCAUCAGACCUCACAUGCUCACGCCAUUUGUGGAAGAGUGCUUGGUGGCAGCAGCCGGUGGCAGCACGUCACACCAGGUCAGCUUCUCCUACUUCAACGGCUUCAACUCUCUGCUCAACAACAUGGAGCUCAUUAGGAAGAUCUACACCACCAUGGCAGGACAUCGCAGAGAUGUUGAAGUCACUAAAGAGGAGUUUAUCAUUGCUGCUCAGAGGUUCGGUCAGGUGACCCCCAUGGAGGUGGACAUCCUGUUCCAGCUGGCUGACCUCGCUGAGCCACGCGGCCGUGUUGGUUUAGUUGACAUCGACAAGAUUGCGCCUCUGGAGGAGGGAGCCCUGCCUUACAACCUUGCUGAGGUCCAGAGACAGCAGUCUGGUGGCGACCUGUCUCGCUCUGUUUUGAUCCAGAUAGCUGAGUCGGCCUACAGGUUCACACUGGGCUCAGUGGCUGGAGCCGUAGGGGCUACAGCAGUGUAUCCCAUUGACCUGGUAAAGACUCGCAUGCAAAACCAGCGCUCCUCUGGUUCCUUUGUGGGAGAGCUGAUGUAUAAGAACAGCUUCGACUGCUUCAAGAAGGUGGUGCGCUACGAGGGCUUCUUUGGUCUCUACAGAGGCCUGGUACCGCAGCUUCUGGGCGUGGCCCCCGAGAAAGCCAUAAAGCUUACAGUAAAUGAUUUUGUGAGAGGGAAAGCUAUGCAGAAAGAUGGGACAAUCCCACUGCACUUGGAAAUCCUGGCUGGUGGAUGUGCUGGUGGCUCGCAGGUGAUCUUUACCAACCCGCUGGAGAUCGUGAAGAUCCGGCUGCAGGUGGCAGGAGAGAUCACCACAGGGCCACGCGUCAGCGCUCUCUCAGUCAUCCGUGACCUGGGCUUCUUUGGCCUUUAUAAGGGCGCAAAGGCCUGCUUCCUGAGAGACAUCCCCUUCUCAGCCAUCUACUUCCCGUGCUACGCGCACGUCAAAGCGGGCCUGGCUGACGAGGAGGGCCGGGUGGGGCCUGGCAGGCUGCUGCUGGCCGGGGCGGUGGCGGGCAUGCCUGCAGCAUCCCUGGUGACCCCUGCUGAUGUUAUCAAGACCAGGUUACAAGUGGCAGCCCGUGCAGGCCAGACUACGUACAAUGGACUCAUUGACUGUUUCUGGAAGAUCCUGCGGGAGGAGGGUCCUCGUGCUUUCUGGAAAGGAGCUGGAGCGCGAGUGUUCCGCUCUUCGCCUCAGUUUGGUGUUACACUGGUGACCUACGAGCUGCUGCAGAGGUGGUUCUACAUCGACUUCGGUGGACACAAGCCAUCUGGAUCGGAGCCACCUCCUAAGUCUCGAAUCAGCCUGCCGGCGCCCAACCCCGACCACAUUGGUGGCUACAGGUUGGCCGUGGCCACGUUCGCUGGCAUCGAGAGUAAAUUUGGACUGCAUCUACCCAGAUUUCAAGUUACUGCCGCCCCCCCUUCGGACCACCCUUGAGGCUAAUCUGCCCACCUGUGGGUGGCAGUACUGCGCAUUAGGUUGUACUGAAACACAUACACACACACACAUAGAAACUCAUGCUUGCUCUUCCUGCUCACUUCUUCAGAAGUCCCACAGACUUUGAACUUAUUUUAUGAGUGCAGUCUGAGUAAUGGCUUUAAAAUAUGAUGGAAAAUUAGUUGAUAAUGAAGCUGAAUAUUUUUGAAAUCUCUUAGGAUUUCUUCCUAAGGUUCCAGUUAUUCACUGGGGAUUGUAGUGUGAACUGAUUUUAUAUGUAAAAUGUGAUGUAAUGCAUUGCAUUGUAGGAUUUCAGCUGUUCAGCAUAUUUGUCUAUCUCUAAAUGUCAUUAAGUGUGUAAGGUAGUGUUGCAGCUGAAUAUAACUGAAUAAGGGUUGCUCAGUCAGUUUACUUAAUUAAUUAGUCCUCCUUCUUUGAAUAUAUAAUGACUGAGACAAUUCAGAGGUCUAUAAGUGACAGACGCAUCAAAUGAUUAAGGAAAGUGUGAUUGUUUCAGGAUUGAAAUAGCACAAUCGUAUCAGAAUGCAGCUGUGCGAAUAAAGAAAUGUAUUUUUUUGUAUACAACUGUUCUCUUAUGUUUCCAUAUAUAUUAAGUGUUCUGCUGCUUUAAA